Durio zibethinus is the source of this 897-nucleotide messenger RNA. RefSeq lists its product as uncharacterized. The record is from RefSeq and is a predicted model, not a curated record. Gene Ontology annotation, molecular function: proton transmembrane transporter activity. Lineage: Eukaryota; Viridiplantae; Streptophyta; Magnoliopsida; Malvales; Malvaceae. Gene Ontology annotation, biological process: proton motive force-driven ATP synthesis.
AAGAUCGAUUACUCUCCACCGAUCUUGGAGAAAUCUGAUGUUCCCUGGAGGCCCACAUAUAAAUUGGGAGACUUGUAUCCAAAGCAUAACAAUGUUAUAUCUGCAAAAUUACUUAAUUACCGUUUGAAUACUUCAAAGAAAAUUUCAAAGUAAAUAGCUAACCUCCCCCUAGUUCCAUGGCUUCACAUCAGUGAGGUCACUCCUAAAUUCACACAGUUGAGACUUCACAUUUUCUCCAAAAAGUAGAAAUAUAUAAAAAAUAAAAAAACAAAGAAAAACUUUACUUGAAAGCGGAGGUAUUUUGCUUACACUUAUCUAUGUUCUUCCUUUGAUUUUUUUUUUUUACAAUUUCUUUAGAAAUGGUCACUAUUGCAUUUUGUUCUUCUUGUAGAAUUGUAAGUAUUGUUUUAAUGCAUUUUCUUGACCAAUUCUGAUGGUUAUUUUAAGGAAUUGCAGAUGGCGUCAAAGUUUCAACAGUUGCAAACAAAGGCAGCUCAAUUUUCACAGCUUGUGACCAAGAAUGGAGGUUCCUACUACAAGGAGUUGAUGGAGCGAAACAAGCAAUACAUCAAGGAACCAUCCAGUAUAGAGACAAGCCAAUUGUUAGCUAAACAAUUGUUUUAUACUCGACUUGCCAGUAUUCCUAGACGACAAGAGGCGUUCUGGAAAGAGCUUGAUUCCCUCAAACAAUUUUUAAUGACCAAGGAAGCAUGGAACAUUGAAAAUGCUAGCAUGGCUGCUCUGAUUGGAGUUGAGUGCUUUGCCUGGUUCUACGGCGGGGAGGUAAUUGGAAGAGGGUUUACAGUUACAGGUUACUAUGUUUAAAAACUUUCAAUUCUAUUACCUGCAAUAAUUUUCUUCUUCUUAAAAUUUGAAGCUGAUGAGAGUCUGUCAGCU